Prorocentrum cordatum is the source of this 308-nucleotide messenger RNA. The record is from the annotation of a GenBank genome assembly. NCBI's taxonomy places the organism in Eukaryota, Dinophyceae, Prorocentrales, Prorocentraceae.
CGGGAAGCCGCCGCGCCGCGGCGGGGCCGCCCCCGCGGCGCCCUCGGCACGCCUGCCGUCGCUGUCACGGCGGCGAUGCCCAGCGGCCCAGCCAGAGGCGGCAUCGAGCGGAGCCGAGAACUCCUGGAGCGGGCCGUGGGGCAGGAACUGCCGUUCGACGACAACGUGCUGGGGUACCUGGUCAAGGCGGCCUCGGCGUCCGACUACCAGGAGGUGCUCGACCUUGUCUGCGACUUCUGCCCCCGUUGGCACGAGCAGAACCAGGCGAGCCUGGCCAGGCACCUCAUCGAGGUUGAGGAUCCCCGCGA